This is a messenger RNA of Alosa sapidissima (American shad), 2735 nucleotides long. RefSeq lists its product as uncharacterized. NCBI's taxonomy places the organism in Eukaryota, Metazoa, Chordata, Actinopteri, Clupeiformes, Clupeidae. The record is from RefSeq and is a predicted model, not a curated record. Bases 102 to 2648 code for a protein of 848 amino acids. The transcript has 7 exons.
AGUGACAGUCACCUCAUUGCAUUUUUAUUGAACAGUCUCAUCAGCAGCGAUAAGACUGAUUUUCAAAAUUGACCAGGAAGAAAACAUUUCAUGAAAAACUCAUGAUAGACACCAUGGAAGAACAUCCUUCUCAACGUGAGACUGCAUCGAGACACUCUGAUGGCUCAAGCUCAGGAUCUGCCAUAAGCUCACCUCAGGAGAGUAGGCACCUGUCUCAUUUACAGGAAUACAUCCUAAAUCUUACUGAGGAGGAGUGGAGGGCUUUCAGCAGCAUGCUGCAAUCUCCUAUGACAAGGUCACAGUUUACAGAACUGUGCAUGACCAUUUUGAAAGUAGUGAGCCUUAGCUCCAUCACAGUAAUUCUGCCGGCGUAUGUCUGUGUGGCAAAGGAUGCAGCCUCAACGCCCACUACCCUCUCAGACGCCACCUCAACUGAAAGGUCUCCUUCAUCAGUGCUGUGCCGUAGCUCACUGGCCACAUCUCCUGAGUUACUGGUGACUGAUGCGGACUUCACAGAUGAGAGUGCUGCGAGUGAAAGCACCUCGUCUUUUUCACCUGAAAUCACAGGUGGUCCUGUGAGUGAACUGGUGCGCAGAAUGAAAGGGGCCCUGGCAACGUUGCGUAAAUCAGUUGCAUGGUACCCAGUGAUCUCUGAGGUCUCAGACAUUGAUACAGAUGUUACAAGCUCUGUGAGUGAGUCCUCUGGCCACACAGAGGCCCAUGAUUUGAUCUGCAUCACUGCUAUCCUGGAAAGACUGGUAGCCAGUGGAAACAUUCACAAGGUCGCCAGCAACCUUGUCAGUCAGAUUCAGGGUGUUCUCCAGAACAGCAGCCCAGCUUCUAUUUCUGUGGCUGCUAGUAAAAGCCUUUCAGAUUCUGUCCUCACUACGAAGGUUAAGACAGUUCCAAAACGGGUUAUAAGUGCCUCUAAUUUAGUUUAUACCUACGCUGAGGAUGCAAUCAAGAAUUUGCUUCAGCCAUAUUUUCUCCCCCUUAUGGAAUGGAAUACAAAUGAAGAUGUUGCUUCGUCCACAAUGUUCUCAUCCAGGAUCCAAAGCACACUCUCCGGCUCUUAUGCCAGUGGUCGUCCACGUAGCUCCCAAUCUGCUGAUGCUGCUACUACCGAAGGUCCCUCUACUGUACCCUCUCUUCUUGGGCUGGAUAAAGCUGAUUGCAGCUGCCUGAUGACAAGACUGAUUCAAAGGUUGCCUGCUAACAUUAAUUAUCUAGAAACAGUGGAGUCUUCCCAAUCUCACAUUGCAACUUGUGAUCGAGGCAUGUCUCCUUCACGUACAUUUAAUGAAGUAGCAAACCUCUUCACCCAAGUGAUGACUUACCAAGUAAUGGACAUAGUUGAUUCGGAGCUGAAGAGACAUGACCAGGCCAGCUUGUCCAACAAAAGACCAUCUAGCGUCAGAUCUUCUGAUGAACCCAGGAUCUUAUCACCUGACAUGGAUGGAACUGUUACUGAAGGAGAAAUAUCCUUUCUACUUGAUACUAGCCCUGGCCACUCUGGUGGUUUGUUUUCCGGACUGAUCCAGAGGUUCCUUGCAGAAUUUAGAUACUCCGAAUCUGCUCUAUCUGAUGCAGGGGACGACGUCAGAGGCGCCGCUGUAUCAUCCCCCAGGAGCCAAAGCACCCGAUCUGGCACUGUAAGCUUUGAGCCAGACAUGGCAAAGGACUCAAAAGUUGCAUCACAAAAACUUAAAAACAUGUUAGGGCUGUUCACCAGUGUGAUGGUUCGCCAAGUCGUGGAUGUCCUUCACAAGGAAUCAACAGUGGAAAUGGACAGAGAGACCGAUCAGACUAAGGUUGUCCCCACUGUAGAAGAGCAAUGCAGUGCAGAUGAGGAGCCUCAUGGCUCAACCAGCAGACCAUCAAGUUCUAAAGCCUCUGAUCGACUCACCAUUUUGCUGUCAGAUGCCAUAACUGAUGGAGAUGAAGCAGUCUGUGACAGUGGGCAGAAGAAAAGUACAGGAAGCCCCUCCACCAUGGCCCAUAUGGUUGGUUCAGACAGCAGUGACAAUGGCUGUUUGGUCACGGUUCUGAUGCUAAGGCUGUUGGCCAAAAUCAAGGACCAACCAACUGCUUCAGCUGAUAUGAUGGACUCCUCCCAAGAGCUGAUUGAGAAGCUUCUCUCUGAGUUCAGCAGUACCUCAGGAACUCCAACCUUCCACACUUAUCCAAGCAAUGUAAAGGUUCAGGCCAUAUUUAGAAACAUGGAUAAGUUCCUCCUGAAGGAAUUUGGACCAGAGACUGUCCUUCAGAGAGCUGUGGAGACACAGGAGGUCUUUUUUGAUAACGUUUUGCUAACGGCAUUGAGGAAGGAACUGCUGCACCAGGGUGGUGAAGCAACUGAUCCCCCGGCAACCCAGAAUGCUCCACCCUCCCCUCAGCUGGUGCCUGUAGCAGAGGAUGGCCCAACAGGGAGCACUAAAUUGAAGAUGCCAAAAAUGAGGUUCAAAAUGAAGAUGCCAAAAAGAAGCAGCAAGAAAGUGUCUCCUACCAAUGCCUUUUCUGACUCAACUGAUAAGCAAUCAGAGACCCCUGCCCCUGGCAUGCCGUGUGAUGAGAUGAAUCCAUCCAUGUCUGCUUCCGGACCGAAGACUCGCAAACGAGCCUUUUUUCUCAGGAUUUUUACAUGCUGAACUUUUGAAGCCUAGGCCAUUAUUAUUCUUAACAAGUAUAUAUUCCCUUUCUUUACCCAAUUGUUUCCAGUCAAAUAUAAUAAUAAA